This is a messenger RNA of Mesorhabditis belari, 1179 nucleotides long. Lineage: Eukaryota; Metazoa; Nematoda; Chromadorea; Rhabditida; Rhabditidae. The record is from the annotation of a GenBank genome assembly.
AUGAGAAUAAAGCGGCAGAAUGACUACUACAAAGGAUUUGUUGGUGUAAAAAUCGUUAAAAUGGAUGUUGUUGGCCUUGUUUCUGGGGGAAAGGACUCGUGCUACAAUUUAAUGUGCGCCGUCCAGCAAGGACAUCGGAUUGUGGCGUUAGCGAACCUGCAUCCGCCCGAAGCUGUAGAUGAGCUAGAUUCGUGGAUGUAUCAAAGUGUGGCCACAUCAGCCGUAAAAUUGUACAGUGAGGCAAUGGGAAUACCGCUCUACACUCAUGAGAUUACUGGUCGACCGCUGAACACCGAGUUUAGUUACGUGGAAACAAAUCUCUACCAACUUUUGAAACGAGUCACCUCCGCUCAUCCGACAAUUAAAGGGGUUUGUGCGGGAGCGAUUCUCUCCGAAUAUCAAAAAGGACGCGUGGAAAAUGUAGCCGCACGACUUGCACUGACACCGUUGGCAUUUUUGUGGAAAAGAGAUCAGCAUGAGCUUUUGUCGGAGAUGAUAACGAAUGCAGUUGAAGCGAUUUUGGUAAAAGUGGCGGCUGCCGGGUUAAAACCGAAACAUCUGGGAUUGACGAUAAAAGAGAUGUACGAUGAAUUGGAGAGACUAAACAAGGAAUUUGGGGUUCACAUGUGCGGCGAAGGAGGUGAAUAUGAAACAUUUGUGCUUGAUUGUCCACUAUUUCGCAAAAGAAUCGUCAUUGAUGAACGAGAAGUUAUCGUUUCCCAAGAAGAUCGACUAGCCCCGAUGGAUUCCACUCCUUCAUACGAUUUUCCGCGAGUCGUCGGCUCGGCUCGAAUUGUGCAAAUCGCUGCGUUGAUCAUUCAGAUCCUUUGCCUCUACGCGUCGGCGAGCGACAUCGGCGGCGGAACGAUCAUCCACAUUGCGCUCAUCGGUUUCAAUCUGGCACAUGUGGCGAGGCGAUGGUACAACAACAUUGACGGUCGCUACGACUUGCGGCAACUCAUCUCGUCGAAUCUCAACAACACCCUUCGCACGCAGUACGCCAUUGCUCUCUUGACGGGUGUUUUGCUGGGGCUCAUCGAGUAUUUCAUCGCUCCAAGCAUCCCCUCAUCAUUGUUCCGACUCUUUUUCUGGCUCUCCCUCUACGUGCAACUCCUCGGCGCCAUCGGUGUGCUCGGAUUUGAGGCUUUUGAGGUCUUCCGUGCCAAGGUGGCACAACAA